This is a messenger RNA of Durusdinium trenchii, 3631 nucleotides long. The record is from the annotation of a GenBank genome assembly. Lineage: Eukaryota; Dinophyceae; Suessiales; Symbiodiniaceae.
UAACAAACUAAGCACCAGUUUGGAACGUCAGUCUUCCAAAAGGUCAGCCGAAAAUACAACCACAAUGUGAUCAUCUACAUAUGGUUUGGAUAUCUCAGAUCUCGCCGACUCACACUGACUCAUCCCGAAGGUUAUGUCCGCUUCCAACGCUUUUUAUGGUGCCGCUACUCACUCACUCAAUAUACCUGUUGGAUGCUGCAAAUUUGAAAAUGCAUUUUGGACUUACUGUAUUCAAUUUGCCACUUCAAUUUGGGGCGUGUCAUAGCCGCUUGCAGGUUACGUGCGAAAAUAAGAGCUAGCAAAACCCUGAUUCAUCGAGGAUCACUGGAUCCGCAGCAUUUUCCAAGACGACCGCGGCCAUGGCACCGGUGCCAGAGGAUCUUGUGUCGAAAUUGGGGUCCAAGAACAACAAAGAGAUUGAUGAGUGGACCAACCAAGUUGAAGAGGUUACCUCCCAAAUCCGUGGCAUCAUCGAUGGGACGAUCACAGACUUUGAGGCCUUUGAUCAGCAGCUUGCCCUCAAGGAGCGUGCCAAGCAGAUACGGCAGGAGGAGUUGCUUCAACGAAAGCAACGGCUGCUGUUAUAUGGCAACGAAGGAAAGGGCGAAGGCACCAAAUACAAGUGGUGGUGCAAGAGAUGCUUCGUGGAGUAUACCAUUGAUUUGCCGGAAGGCCAAUGCACCAGGUGCCGCCAGGCGGAUCAGCUAAUGUCUCAAGAAGCACGGCGUCAGGAGCUGAUGGGGAAGCUGGAGGUCUUCAAAGAAGAGAAAGCAAAGCACAAAUGGCGGAAAGACAAGUGGAACCGAUGGAAGAAGUCCCAAGCACUUCUGGGGAAAAGCCGAUUUAUAAACUACAAGGCCUGGGAGUACUGGGAGCCUGAUACAGAUUCCGAAGAAGAGGGCGAUCCCAUUGUGCCCAGGGACAAUCCCGAAUUCCUCGCGAUGGAGGCUGACUUGAAGGAGAGAAAAAGGAAGCAAUCUGAAAAAGCAAUCACGGCGGAAAAAUGCCGUCAAAGGGGAAAUCAGUGCAUGAGCGAGGGAGACUAUGUUGGUGCAAUCGAAAACUAUGAUGAAGGUUUGGAGUACCGUCGAGAUUGUAAAGCUCUGUGGACCAACAAAGCUUUGGCUGAGCUCAAAGUGUUUAGAUGGCAUGAUGCGGUGGCUUCUUGCAACAAAGUCAUUGAAUAUGCCGAGAUUUUCGAGGAAGGCUUUGCCAAGAGUGCUGAUGCAUGUUUCAAAGCUUUCACUCGAAGAGCUACAGCUUUGCGGGGCUUGCACCGGUGGGAGGAUGCUGUGAACGACUUAGAAGAUGCACUUAGCAUCUACCCCAAGAGCAAAGAAGCCUUGGAUCUCUUGGAGAAGACCAGACAAGCCUGCUUGGAGGCCAAGAAGGCCCAGAGAUCUCAGGAGUCACCGGAGCCACCAAGGCCCGAGGAAACUGGGACGGUGCGCGUGGAGAUUGAAGAAAGCGACUCAGAGGGUGAAACGACCCUUGAGGCUCAGGAGUCCGACUCCAGUUCUCUGCAGCACCUCAGUAGACAGCAUUUUGCCAACCUUCUCAAGGACUUGGAGUUGAACGAAACUGAGAGAAGCGCGUUUUGCACAAGACAAGGCGAUCAGUCCGACACCAAAAAGCUCAAAACCGAUCAGUGGGUUGGCCGAAAGAUCGACUUGAAGGUGGAGGAGGUUCUUCAGCCAUCUCGACUAGACACACUUCUUCGGGAUAUUGAGCGCUGCAGCUUGCUUUGGAAAAAACGCAGACCGGGUGACGAUGGUCGAAGAGCUUUGGAGGAUGACGAACCCGAGUCCCAAGAUGCAGAUCGAUUUGUCAAGCUUGUGACUCCGCGGGCUCUCUCUCUUCUCUUGGUGCUUGCCAAGUCCAGUGAUCACCACUGCUCCUUGACCGUUUCAGCUUUGCGGCAUGUGUGGCCCCUGCUCAAUGUCGAGGAAUGGCGCUAUCAAAUCCUCUCCCUGCUUUUUGAGUGGUCACAGCGGUCCAUCUCAGCAAAAUCCAUGGCUGAGUUUGCAAGCAGAUAUCCCGACCCUCAUGUGCACAUGUUGAUCAACAUCGUCGGGGCAAACAAGAAAGAAGACUUUUUGCCGCCAGGCUUUGAAGAUAGAGCAAAGAAGGCUGCAGACAAGCUUGAGCUUGGUGUCGAAGCGAUGGAGGAGGUCAUGAAGGGAUUGACCAUGGAGAGCCCCAUGGAGCUUGCGAUUAGUACACUUGGAAACCUGUGUUUGGCAGGCUCCACCCUUAGCUAUUUUCAAUUGCAGAUCUCGCCCCUGGUACCUCAGAUCGUGGAGGUGCUCCGGCCCCAUCUUCGACCCAUGGAUCUUCGUCUUUGUGGAAAAACUGCUGGGGCCCUUUGCAAUUUGCUACGCUUGAAGCCAGAGGAGGUGGAACGUUGCACAGGGCAACUUUUGGAGGCUCUCCGAGAAGAGGGCAAACCUGAGGCCAGGGAAAUGAUCAAGGCGGUGCAAAUGACUUCCGGACUUGGUCCUGCAACUCCGCAGCUCUUGGGCGCUUUGGUUAACCUGGCAGUUGCAAGACCCACGGCUCUGGUUGAGAUGCAGCAUUUGGGCACCCUCCAAGUGGUAAUUCCUUUGAUCGAUCCUGAAGCCUAUGGCUCAAACAGUGCCGACAAGGUGAUCUCUACCCGCGCAUGUUUGGUGUCGAGUCGACUGCUUGGAGCUUUUCCAGAUGGUCUCAGCCUGGAUCAAGAAGCAGAACUACUUUUUCGCCUGUCCCAGAUUCUGACCAAGGUCAGUAUCCCUGAGAUCCAGGCCGAUGUUGCACAGUUCAGCUCUGUUGAGAAGACUCCAACAUUAGAGGCCAUGGACCCACCGCUUCGGGUGCUGGUCACCCUGCUGACGAAGGCUCCAGGUGCCCUGGACAGGUUCGUCUCAGGAACGAGCUUGAAGACUGGAGAUUGCUCGAUCUCAUUCUCUGGACUCAUGGGGAAGGUGUUUGAGUUCAUUCGUGUGCUGCAGCCUGCGAGCCAUGUUGCUCUGGAUGAGGAAUCCUCAACGCCUUCCAGGCUGCGUGGAAAUUUGGCACUUCUAGUGAGCUUGCUGAGUGAUCGACAAGCUUCGGAGAACGCGGCCCCUUCCUUGCGAGACUUGGAUCUUUCCAUGGUGGUCCCUGUGCUGGUGGAGAUGCUUCGCAAGGAACGAGGAUCUGCUCAGCACAACCUGGGCGUUUCCGUGACCAAAUUGGCACAGAAUCCGCGCUACCGGGACCAAGUCCGUGAGUUGAACGGCCUUGAAUCCCUUCAUCAGAUUCAGUUGCCAAAGGUCAACGCACAGAAAGAGAAGGAACAGAGGAUACAUCGCCUUGAAACCUCUGCAGAAGACCGCAGGCGUGCCAUUGCCAUGCGGCGUGGUUAAUUCUGUCUUUGGGCCAGCAGUGGCCUGAAAGCUGGGUGGAUCCCUAAAGACUCUGUGCAUGACGUCGCAAGAUGCGACGUGCGAUUCGAAUUAAAAGGACACUGCCGCUCGCAGCAAACGUUGACAUGUAAGUAAGGACCUUAAAACGACAUCAUCGUCAUCUUAGUCCAUUGGUAGAUGUGCGGCAUAACUUGGAUGAACCACAGAUCAUGUCAGAUUUCCGGACCUAGACCACUGCAGUUUCG